Messenger RNA from Apis florea (little honeybee), 5167 nucleotides. It is a transcript of the gene Ino80, whose product is annotated as chromatin-remodeling ATPase INO80. Gene Ontology annotation, cellular component: Ino80 complex. Lineage: Eukaryota; Metazoa; Arthropoda; Insecta; Hymenoptera; Apidae. Gene Ontology annotation, molecular function: DNA binding; ATP hydrolysis activity; ATP binding. Gene Ontology annotation, biological process: DNA repair; chromatin remodeling. The record is from RefSeq and is a predicted model, not a curated record.
AUUAAGCUGGCGCCACCUAUUGAAAACAAAAAUGGUGGCCAACAAUAUGCCCUAUCCCUGCCCUGGUUUUAUGGCACGCCAAAUGUCUGCGUUCUCUAGGCUUCUUUCUACUAUGUAUUUCCCUCCGUCUGAUACACCCAAUUUCGAUGUGAACAAAGGGAAUCAUUUCCUCGCGAUCGACCCUAUCUUACGUGCUAAAUAAGUGGGGCUACUUCUAACCAAACCGAAGGAAACAGAAAAUAAACAAUCUAGCAUUGUGGCAAUGCAAUAAGAAGCAAAAUCCUAUAUGCUUUAUUAAUACAAAGCACAAGAUAGAUGUUUUAUUUUGCUACAUACUACGUACAAAUUAUAUAAAAAAUUUCCUGUCGUCUAUGUAACAUGUAUCACCAAAACCAUUUAAUAUAUUUAUUGAAAUGUCAAAUAAUCACAGGGUCAUAUUAGGUUGUUGAAUUUUAUAUAAAUUGGUAAUGACAGAUAGAGCACACACAAUGAGGUUGGAAGCAGAAAUGGCUGCUCCUUUGCAUUUGCAAAGAUUAGAGCGUAGUCUUAACGUACAGCCUUUUUUAAGGCAAAUUAAUGAAUUGUUUCAAGACCCAACUAGUGAGGAUGAUAAAUCUGUAUCAUCAGAAUCUUCUGAAGGAUCAGAUAAUUAUCUCGAUAAUGUUUUGAUUCGAAAAGAAGAAGAAAGAAUAAAUAAACUGAGACUCUAUAACAUGACAAGUGUGGGAGAAGAACGACAUUGGUUACAGGAUAUUUUAUUAAGUGAUUCGUCAGAUAGUUCUGCUUCAGGGUCUGAUACAGAUAAUCCCAUUACGGAAGAAGAUUUUCAAGAAAUGUUGAAGUAUCAUAUACUUAGGAAAAAAUAUCAAGCACGUUUUUAUCAAAAACCAGAAAAUAUUCAGUAUCAAUACUAUAGUGCUGGUUUGUUAUCCAAUUAUGACAGAUUUUUAGAACAUCAAAAAUUAAUAGUUGGAAAUAAAAAGAAAAAAGAAAAGAAACCAGAAAAGAAAGUUAUGAAAAUAAAAAAAGAAAAGAUAUCGCGUCAUAGAUCUUCUGAAGAUUAUCCUGAAGGCGAUUAUCCAGAUGAAGAUUGGGAUCGUACUAUCCCUAGAGAAGAGGAAUUAGAUGAAGCUGAAUUGGAAGCAAUAAUGCGUCAUCAACCUCGUCAGCGCGGUAGAAAAAAACAUAACAAUAAAAGUCCAGAAGUAAUGGCAAUGAGAAGAAGAAAGAUUUGGGUAAUGAUGUCUAAAAAAGAAUUAGGAAAAGUACAAAGAGCAAAAACCAAUAAUCAUAAAGAAAUGUUAAUUAGUUGUAAAAAAGUAGCACAACAUUGUAUGAAAUAUUGGAGACAAAAAGCUAUGCAAUCUCAAAAGAACAUGAAAGAGACUAUAUGGAGAGCUAAACGUCUCACAAGAGAAAUGCAAUCUUAUUGGAAACGUUAUGAUCGAGUUGAACGUGAAACAAGAAGAAGAUUAGAAAAAGAAGCUGAAGAACAGCGAAAAAUGGAUGUCGAACUUAUCGAGGCAAAACGGCAACAAAGGAAAUUAAAUUUUCUUAUUACACAAACUGAACUUUAUGCUCAUUUUAUGUCUCGAAAAUUAGGAAAAGCUUCUCCUGAAGAACAAUUAAGAAUUUUAAAUCAAUUAGAUGAAGAAAAAAAUCCAAGACUUGUUGGAAUUGAUGAUUAUGAUAGUGAAGCUAUGAAACAGAAAGCAAAAAAGAAUGCUACAGAAGCAUUUGAUAAUGAAAAAGCUCGAGCAAAACAAUUUGAUACAGCAGCUGCAUCUCAAGAAUUACGUCUUAGUGAUACACCCGAAAAUUUAGAACAUCCACAACCUUCGAUUUUUAAGGGAAAUCUUAAAGGUUAUCAACUAAAAGGAAUGAAUUGGUUAGCUAAUUUAUAUGAUCAGGGUAUUAGCGGUAUUUUGGCUGAUGAAAUGGGUUUGGGUAAAACUGUACAAUCCAUAGCUUUUUUAUGUCAUGUUGCCGAAAGAUAUUCUGUAUGGGGGCCAUUUUUAAUUAUAUCACCGGCUUCAACAUUACAUAAUUGGCAGCAAGAAAUGGCACGAUUUGUUCCAAUGUUUAAAGUAGUUCCAUAUUGGGGUAAUCCACAAGAACGAAAAAUAUUAAGACAAUUUUGGGAUACUAAAGAUUUACACACGAAAGAGGCUUCAUUUCAUGUAGUGAUAACAAGCUAUCAAUUAGUUAUUACAGAUUAUAAAUAUUUUAAUAGAAUAAAAUGGCAAUAUAUGAUCUUAGACGAAGCACAAGCUAUAAAAAGCACUAGCAGUAUGAGAUGGAAAUUAUUGCUUGGAUUCAGUUGUCGUAAUAGAUUGUUAUUAAGCGGAACACCUAUUCAAAAUAGUAUGGCAGAAUUAUGGGCAUUGUUACAUUUUAUAAUGCCUACUUUAUUCGAUUCUCAUGAUGAAUUUAACGAAUGGUUUUCUAAAGAUAUUGAAAGUCAUGCUGAAAAUAAAACGGGAAUUGAUGAGAAGCAUUUAUCAAGGCUACAUAUGAUUUUAAAGCCUUUUAUGUUGCGUAGAAUAAAGAAAGAUGUAGAGAAUGAAUUAUCUGAUAAAAUUGAAGUGAUGGUGUACUGUCCUCUUACUACUCGUCAAAAAUUACUUUAUUCAGCAUUAAAAAAGAAAAUUAGAAUAGAAGAUUUAUUGCAUUAUACAGUCGGUGGUGGUGAUACUGCAUCUAAUGAUAAAAAUUUUACAUCAAAUCUUAUGAAUCUAGUCAUGCAAUUUCGAAAAGUUUGCAAUCAUCCGGAACUUUUUGAGCGUAGAGAUGCAAAAUCUCCAUUUUUCAUGCAUACUGAAUGUUAUGAAAUGCCUAUAUUAUUAUAUACAGAAGGACUUAGAUAUCUUUCAUUGCCGUCUAAAGAUCAUUUGCUUUAUAAUAAGCUGUUUAUAUUUGCUACUGAAUAUAUACAUCGAACUCUUCAUGACAGCAACGAAAAAUUACAAAAUUCUUUUUCCUUUAGUAGAUUUAUCAACUUGUCUCCAAUGGAUAAUAAAGUGUUUAUCAUUGGUAUUUUAUUUAGAUUAUGUCUUGCAACUAUAAUGGAAAGAAGAAUAAAAAUAAUGCGUUAUUGGGAGGAUUGGAAUGCUGAUGAAAGGACGGAAAUUCCUAUGAAUCAAAUGUUUCUUUUAUCUAGAAAAAUUGACUCUUCGAUGCGUUCAUUGCAAGAUUUAAUAUUCACAAGAAAAAUUCUCGAAGGAGAACCUGUAUAUACACAUACAGCUCAUGUUAUUCAUUCAAUGCCAGAAACUGUUGCUCAUAGAAUUUUACGAAGCAGUAAAAAAGCUGCUAAUCAAACAUUAAAGAGAAUAAUGCCUUUAAACAAAGCUGAACAAGAAGAUACAAAAGUAACUUUGUUACCGGAACAUCCUCAUCUUCCUAGAUCACCGAUAAUACGACAUUGUCAACGAACCACCAUUCCAUCUUUUAUUUGCGAUACUUAUCCUAAGGUACAAGCUAGUCCCCGAAAACUGUAUGUUAGCAAUAGCUCUGCAGCAUGCGCAUGGAGAAGACAUGAAGAAUGUGGUGGAAAAUUUGGUCAACAACUUCUUUGGCUUGGUUGUGAAAGAGCUCUUUCUCUUGCAUUACAAGAGAAUUCCAAUUUUCGUAUGACACAGACGACAUCAACAUUUUCUGUGGAACCAAAUGGUGGAAUUUCUGCAUGUACUCCCAUAAAUGGAUGGUCAAAUAUCAUAGUACCAGAUAAACAAACAUUGGUGACAGAUGCCGGAAAACUUUCCGUCUUAGACAGUCUUCUUCGUCGUCUUAAAGAACAAGGUCAUCGUGUCCUUAUUUACUCCCAGAUGACUAAAAUGAUCGAUUUGUUAGAGGAAUAUAUGUAUCAUAAAAAGCAUACAUUUAUGAGAUUAGAUGGUUCUUCUAAAAUUUCUGACCGACGAGAUAUGGUUGCAGAUUUUCAAAAAAGGGCGGACAUAUUCGUCUUUCUGUUGAGUACCCGAGCUGGAGGCCUGGGAAUAAACCUCACUGCCGCAGACACAGUGAUCUUUUACGAUAGCGAUUGGAAUCCCACAGUGGAUCAGCAAGCUAUGGAUCGUGCCCAUAGGCUAGGUCAAACGAAACAGGUUACGGUAUAUCGAUUAAUUUGCAAAGGUACUAUCGAGGAAAGGAUAUUACAACGUGCUCGAGAAAAAAGUGAGAUACAACGCAUGGUAAUUAGUGGAGGAAAUUUUAAACCAGAUACUUUGAAGCCUAAGGAAGUUGUUUCCCUUUUAUUAGAUGACGAGGAAAUCGAAGCAAAAUAUAGUCAACGGAGCGAGGAGAGAAAACAACACGCGGAGGAUGCCCGCUUCGAGUCGAACUUAUACCACAAGGAGAGAGAGCGGAAAAGGAAGUUAACCGCGCUUCCGGUUAAAGGUGAUGUAAAGAAGCCUUGUCUAUCUGAUGCAAAUGGAGACAAGAUUGGGGAUAUUAUUCAAAUUAAUUCUAAUGAAAGUAGUCAAGCUAAUACUGGUGUUCAAUCAUAUCAAAUUAACAAUCAUCAACAAAUUCUCGAUAAUGCAGACGAUUACAGUGUGCCAACCAGUCCUAUUAAAUCGGAGGAUGAGACGAGUAACGAUGGUUUAGUUGUUGAUGUCGAUGGUCCAGUGGGAGCGUCCUCUGGUGAUACUCGACAAUCACGAGCGGCUCAAUUUGGAGAUCCAACUAAAGUCAAUCGUCUCGAUCAUCACAUGUCUUUCACUAGUGGAUCUAGUGUUCGAAUAAGGCCUACAAUUCGUGGUACCAGCAAAAGAGGAAGACCUCGUGGUUCUCGCAGAGGAGGACCCGUUGGUGGGAAAGGUAGAGGUCUCCUUCUACUUCAUCCACCAUCCACAGGUCUUGGAAGUAGUCCACAAUCACCGGCAUCUUUAUCUCCAACCAGUACUACUUUAAACGAUCAAACAUUACAACAUGGUGAGUAUUGUGUUCAUUAGAUUUAUUUCUCAUUGAAGAAGGUGUUUAUUAAUGCCAAGUAUUGAGAAAGAAAGUGUACUCAUUAAUGACGAUAGUUUUCUUUCCACUCGAUAUUCCAAACGACGAUAGGCCGAAAUCUAUUACAAAAUGAAAAUGUAUUAUUAGAGUAUUGUAUAUUCUGUCAAGGAUUUUUUUGAAAAAUGUACAAAAAUGUAAAUUGAAUCAUUUUGAG